CGCGAUUGGAUCUCCUGGAGAGCCGAAGUCUUCAGUUCCAAAAGCAGCCGGCAGGCGUCGCUCUUGACAACGGGAAGCGACCGCACCGCAGCUCGCUUGACGUCCCCUCCGCGUCCUGCGAGCGCGCAAAUCGUUUUUCGCUCGGGGGACCUUUUUCCAGAGGAAGUGCGGGAAGAGGGAGGAAAACGGAGAGAGGGAGCCUGAUUUGCUGCAGAUGCCGAAGCGAGCGAGGCGGCAUCUCCGAUGGGGAGCUCGUUCGAAAGGAAAGCUCGCCGCUCUCCGCCUGCCUCUCUUUCCUUCCCGGCUCUAGCCUCGGCCCACUCGCUCGAGCCAACCGGGUUGAGACGCCCCGACCAGAAGCCGCUUCGGCCGCUUCCCGUCUGCCGGUGCCAGCCUUUCCCGCCGCCUCCCCCGUCCGCGCCCGAGGGCGGCGGCGGCAUCCAUGGCUGCUCCAACCGGCCAGCUUCUGCAGUGCAGCGUCCGGCUGCUUUUCCUCAGUGAGGAGCAGCUCCGGGAAGGGCUGCCGAUCUCCCAGCCCGCCCAGAAAGCCCCCCUCCGCCUGGAGCUUUGCGCGCGGGACGGAGGCGCCGAGGUGGCCGUGACAGACGUUGAUGGGGUGUGUGCAUUUAAAUGCUUGGUUAAUAAAGAUACUGAAUAUUGCCGUGUAGGAAAAGAGUCCAUUUUGAUAACACUUGGUUACAACAGCACCUUACUACAAUUUACGUCACAUUCUGAAUAUAACAUGUUUUCAAAUGCCCUGAAAAGCUGUAGGAAGAUAAAUAAGGAACAUUCUGUAUUCAGUCAGAGAACAGAAGACUCCUCUGCAGCUCAGUAUUUUCAGUUUUAUGGAUGCUUAUCUCAACAACAGAAUAUGAUGCAGGAUUUUGUAAGGACGGCUACAUAUCACAGAGCAAUACUUCAGAAUCAUACAGAUUUUAAGGAUAAGGUGGUCCUAGAUGUUGGAUGUGGAUCAGGGAUUCUUUCAUUUUUCGCUGUGCAAGCUGGUGCUAGAAAAGUCUAUGCUGUUGAAGCUAGCUCGGUGGCUAAAUAUGCCGAGAUUUUAGUCCAGAGUAACAACGUGGCUGAUAAGAUCAGUGUUCUCUCAGGAAAAAUUGAGGAAAUCACUCUACCUGAAAGGGUAGAUGUUAUAGUUUCUGAGCCAAUGGGUUACAUGCUGUUCAAUGAAAGGAUGCUGGAAAGUUACCUUCAUUCCAAAAAAUGGCUGAAGUCCAGUGGAAUGAUGUUUCCAACAUUUAGUGACAUUCAUUUGGCUCCUUUUUCCGAUGAACAACUCUACAUGGAACACUACUCCAGAGCCAAUUUUUGGUAUCAGCAAUGUUUUUAUGGGGUAAAUCUGUCCGGUCUCCGUAAUGCAGCUGUAGAUGAAUACUUCAGACAGCCCAUUGUAGACACAUUUGACAUUAGAAUUUUGAUGGCCCGGACUGUGAAAUACACUGUUAGUUUUCUAGAAGCAGAAGAGGAAGAUUUGCAUAGAGUGGAAAUCCCCUUUGUGUUUCAAAUGAUGCAAUCUGGAUUAAUUCAUGGCUUGGCAUUUUGGUUUGAUGUGGCAUUUGUUGGCUCAAUGGUAACAGUUUGGCUCUCCACUGCUCCAACCGAGCCUCUGACCCAUUGGUAUCAAGUUCGCUGCCUUUUCCAAACUCCUCUCUUUGCCAAAGAAGGGGAGACACUUUCAGGGGAGGUCUUAUUUGUAGCAAACAAACGGCAGAGUUAUGACAUCCAGAUUGUUGCCAUAGUGGAUGAGACAGGCUUUAAAUCAGGCAAUGUGCUUGAUUUAAAGAAUCCGUUCUUUAGGUACGCUUAGAUGUGAUGAAACUAACCUGCUGGAAGAACAGCCAGGAUUAUAACAAACCAAGGAGUCUAUGAACAGUUAAAUACGAGCAUAUUGGCAUUGCUGCUUCUGUGAAAUCUGUAUGUACGUAUUAAAAAAAAAUAUUUUCUACAAAUUGUAUAAUAUUUGUGAAAACUAUUUUUUCAGAUGUAUAUCUCCAGCCUUUAAACACAUCUGUUUGGAACUGUAAUCCACUGUAAUGAAUAAAUGAUACUUGGUUGACGUGGCACUUUUACUUUGAAAUUUCUUAUGGUGGAAUCAGCAGGAGCAAGUAAAUAUGUAAGGUACAGUAUAAAUUUGAAAUGUUAGUCCCAUGUUGUUUUUCGGGAAUUAUUCUGUUUGUCUGUGGAGAUUCUCAAUCAUCCAGGUCAUGGUUGCCCCGAAGGUGCUUUUUUUCAGAAGGCAGCUGAAUUUUCUUGUUUCUUUUCCUUUGAAAACAUUUCACUUCCUGAAUGAGAAACAAAACGUUUUCAAAGGAAAAACCAAGAAAGUCCAGUUGCCUUUUAGAAAAACCAUCUUUGGGACAAUCAUUCUGUUUGUUCCAACUAAUUGAAAUUGUAUUGCUACAGGAGAUUGUAUUUGGUUUCUCUUUCUAAUGCUGACAUUCCUUUCACUUUUAUUCCUUUUCCUGAAAUAUUUUUAACAUAACCUACCUCAUACCUCUUUCUCUUUGUAGGAUAUAUGGGAGUAAUAUGGAAAAAAAGCUAAGAUUAUACUUCAGUCUGUUUUAGUACUGGCAAUGUAAUUUAAAAUAUUGAAACAUUUAAAUAUCUAAGAGUUUAUUUUCAGCUAGCCAAUAAUAAAUAAUUAACUACCUUAUA
Crotalus tigris (Tiger rattlesnake) is the source of this 2670-nucleotide messenger RNA. Its product is annotated as histone-arginine methyltransferase CARM1-like. Gene Ontology annotation, molecular function: protein-arginine N-methyltransferase activity. Lineage: Eukaryota; Metazoa; Chordata; Lepidosauria; Squamata; Viperidae. Gene Ontology annotation, biological process: peptidyl-arginine methylation. The record is from RefSeq and is a predicted model, not a curated record. The transcript is spliced from 13 exons. Bases 443 to 1822 code for a protein of 459 amino acids.